GGACUUGGGCCGAAGGAUUGAAAAUGAAUGAUCUCUAUUAUUUCUCCGAUUCGAACUGGACUCGGAGCUGAGUAUAAUCCCAAGAAAUUCAAGAGAGAGGAACGCUGUUUAUUUGGAGAGAGAAGAGCGGGGAAUGGGAAGAGCGUUUGUGUACGUGAUACUUGGGGGAGGAGUCGCAGCUGGAUAUGCAGCUCUUGAAUUCGUCAAGAAAGGUGUCUCUCAUGGUGAACUCUGCAUCAUCUCUGAAGAAGCUGUUGUGCCUUAUGAGAGACCUGCAUUAAGCAAAGGUUUUUUACUACCAGAAGAUCCUGCACGCCUCCCUUCAUUUCACACUUGUGUUGGUUCCAAUGAGGAAAGGUUAACUCCAAAAUGGUACAAGGAAAAUGGAAUCGAACUGGUUAUUGGAACUCGAGUGAAGUCUGCUGAUGUGAGGCGGAAGACGUUGUUGACAGCAACAGGAGAAACUAUAAGCUACCAGAUUCUCAUCAUUGCAACAGGUGCUCGGGCUUUGAAGCUUGAGGAGUUUGGAGUGACUGGUUCAGAUGCUGAAAAUGUGUGUUAUUUACGCGAUUUGGCUGAUGCAACGAGGCUCGUCAAUGUGAUGCAAUGCUGUAGUGGUGGAGAUGCUGUUGUCAUCGGUGGUGGCUACAUAGGAAUGGAAUGUGCUGCAUCUUUAGUGAUAAAUAAGAUAAAUGUCACCAUGGUUUUCCCAGAGGCACAUUGCAUGGCUCGUUUAUUUACAUCGAAGAUUGCAAGUUACUAUGAAGACUUUUACAAGUCUAAAGGAGUGAAGUUUAUCAAAGGAACUGUCUUGUCAUCAUUUGAUUUCAACCCUGUUGGGAAGGUUACAGCAGUUAACCUUAGGGAUGGAAGUCGUCUCCCUGCUGAUAUGGUUGUGGUUGGAAUUGGUAUCCGCCCUAACACAAGCCUGUUUGAAGGCCAACUCACGCUUGAGAAGGGAGGAAUCAAAGUGAAUGGGCGGUUGCAGUCAAGCAACAGCUCUGUCUAUGCUGUUGGGGAUGUUGCAACAUUUCCAGUCAAACUUUUUGGGGAAACCCGUAGGCUUGAGCAUGUUGACUCAGCCCGAAAGUCAGCAAAACAUGUUGUUGCUGCAAUAAUGGAACCAGACAAGAUAGGCGAAUUUGACUACCUGCCAUUCUUCUACUCCAGAGUCUUCACACUGUCUUGGCAGUUUUAUGGAGAUGGUGUCGGGGAAGUUGUUCAUUUUGGGGAUUUCUCGGGAAAUACAUUUGGGGCUUACUGGGUAAGUAAGGGUCAUCUUAUCGGAUCUUUUCUUGAAGGAGGAACCAAAGAGGAGUAUGAGGCUAUAGCUAAGGCCACCAGGAUGAUGCCAGCCAUUGAAGACUUGGCUGAGCUGGAAAGGCAGGGUUUGGGGUUUGCUUUGACAGCAAGUCAGAAACCACAACCAUCCCCAUCUCUUGAUGUUAGUUGUGGUACUGGCCUAGUCCUGGAGAAACCAAUAUAUGCUUGGCAUGCAACGGCUGGUGUGGUUGUGGCUGCAUCAAUAGCUGCUUUCGCAUAUUGGUAUGGAAGGAGGCAUCGGAGGUGGUAAGAAAUUGCUGCUGGGCUCUGCAAUUUUUCGAAUCCUUGAUAUUGCUGAUUCAAUACUGCAAUACCAUGUUGUACCAGUUUAGGCUAGUGUAUGGGACAAUACUUGAUCUUACAUGAUAAUUGAAAGCAGAAAAUGGCUCAAAUGUAUUCUUACUUGCCAAAUUAUAUUUCUAUACAGUGCAGGGGACUUGUUCCAAUAAGUAAGUCAUUAGACUUUCUUGUUUUUUUAUAUUUCACUGAUAUGUUGAAAUUUAUUAUGGUCUUAU
Messenger RNA from Ilex paraguariensis (yerba mate), 1838 nucleotides. NCBI's taxonomy places the organism in Eukaryota, Viridiplantae, Streptophyta, Magnoliopsida, Aquifoliales, Aquifoliaceae. The record is from the annotation of a GenBank genome assembly.